Messenger RNA from Verticillium nonalfalfae, 1509 nucleotides. RefSeq lists its product as uncharacterized. The transcript has 4 exons. Gene Ontology annotation, molecular function: FAD binding. The record is from RefSeq and is a predicted model, not a curated record. Lineage: Eukaryota; Fungi; Ascomycota; Sordariomycetes; Glomerellales; Plectosphaerellaceae. The coding region runs from base 1 to 1509 and encodes 502 amino acids.
AUGGUUCGCAGUUCUAAUCUUGUCGCCGCUGCUACGUUCCUGGCCGGCGUGUGCCAGGCCCAGGCCACCGGGUUCAAAAGCUGUGAUGCGCUCAUUGAUGCCGGACUUGGUGAAAGCCUCCUGCUGCCAGCAAGCGAGGAUGACACGUACACUCGGGCUCUGGGAACGUAUUACUCGGCCACUGUGGCGGAGAUGAGGCCAUUCUGCAUCCUUCAGCCCAAGACUGUAGCUGAUGUGUCCACCGCGGUCAAGGCUUUAGCUCCUCUGAGCGGUGCCGGAUCCUGGAACAUCGCCGUCCGCGGCGGUGGUCACGGUCACUGGGGAGGCAAUAACGUCCACAAUGGCGUGACGAUCGACCUUUCUCUUUUCAACAAGACGUCUGUACACAAUUCGACGUGUGGCAAAAUCGCAUCGAUUGGUGCUGGCUCACGAUGGGCGAGCGUCCUCGCAGAAACCGAAAAGCAUGGACUUGGUGUCACAGGCGGUCGCAUCGGAAAUGUUGGUGUCGCAGGUCUCACCCUCGGAGGAGGCACCUCAUUCCUCAUUGCCGAGCGAGGCUUUGCCUGCGAUGACGUUGUGAACUACGAGGUCGUCCUCGCCGACGGUAGUACAGUCAACGCCAACAAGCACGACAACCCUCGGCUCUUCAAGGCCCUCAAAGGCGGCGGUAGCAACUUUGGUAUUGUAACCCGCUUCGACAUGGCUACUUUCCCCAAGAAGACCCUGUACGGCGGUAUCAUGUUCGUCGACUGGAAGCACAAGGACGAGCUUGUGGAUUCAAUGAUCGAGGUCAUCUCCGACAGCGAGGAGAAGCCCGGAGACAGCAUGAUUGUCAUGUAUACCUACAAUGCAGGUGCUGCAGCUCCAAUGAUGGGCACCAUCCCCAUGAGUGCCACGGGCGAUGAGGACGCUCGACCUUUCCGCGGGAUGGACCAGAUGACGGCUGUCAUGGAUAUGCGCACGAGGUGGACCUACGGCGAACUCCUUGCAGUCAUGCAAGAUAACGGUGGCAAGAGGAACUCCUGGUACACGCUCUGCUUUCACAACGACAAGCGCAUCAUGAACAAAGCCGAGGAACUGUUUCACACCCUCGUCGCAGACGCCGAAAAGGCCUUCCCAAACGCCUCCUGGUCGCUCAACUUCGUCUUCCAGCCCUUGCCCAAGGUUGUUGCCAAGUUCUCCGGCGGAAAUGCUCUCGGACUACAAGACAGUCUGACGCACGAUGGCAUUCUUUUCGCGGGUGAGGCAACACUCAAUACACGCGCCGAGGAGGCCUAUUUCAGCUCCCGCCUGGCAACCAUCACCCACCAGCUCGAGGCAUACGCUAAGUCAGUUGACGGCAACAUCCCCUUCCGCUACCUGCCCUAUGCCGCUCCCGAGCAGGAUCCCCUCAGCACGUACGGCGCUGAGAACAUUGCUCUGAUGAAAGACGUUGCCCUUGAGUACGACCCUACAGGAUUCUUCCAGACCAGGGUCAAUGGAGGUUUCAAGCUCGACAACGUCGCGUAA